Molecule: messenger RNA, 2287 nt
Organism: Scylla paramamosain (green mud crab)
Lineage: Eukaryota; Metazoa; Arthropoda; Malacostraca; Decapoda; Portunidae
Exons: 7
Coding region: 157-969 (270 amino acids)
Cellular component (GO): extracellular region
Molecular function (GO): chitin binding
Source: RefSeq, a predicted model, not a curated record
CCCGACACCCGCGACCUCAGCGUCCCUCGCGCAUCUGGCACCACCGAGGGCGACGGUUAUAAAGGAUGGUGAGAGAGACUCCGCAGUCCUUGGCCAGUGCGCGUUGCGUCGCGUGUCUCUUGUCUCUCCCGCGCUACCUGCUCACAUUUCGGACAGAUGGGUGCCACACAGUGCUGGAUCGUCGUGCUGGCGGUCGUGUUGGGUGCGACAGCCGUUCUUGCCGCCAUUCCAGGACCUAAGAACAUGCGCUACCCUGACAACAUCGUGGAGCCCAAGGUGAAGUGCGUAAAGGAGGGCAGCUUCCCCCACCCUAGGAAUUGCAGCUGGUAUUACAGGUGUGUUGAUCGCAUGCACGUUGGCUUCUUCUGGACUUACCACUUUGAGUGUGAGCCCGGCACAGUGUUCUCCGAUGAGCUGGACCAGUGCGUCCAUCCCUUCCUGGCUGAGCCGCCGUGCGGGGGACAGACCACCACCAUCACAACGGAGCCCACUAUCAUUCAGUGCCACGGAGUACCGGGAACUUGCAAGAAUUAUGAGAUUUGUUUGCCAGAAAAACGCACGAGGUACUUCUGUGAUAAGAUUAGGUGCCCCUUGAGGACGCCCGAGCUGUCCUGUGCUGAGGGAUAUUCCUUCGACAUGGAUGCCCGACAAUGCGACAAGAUUCCCGAAGCCUCGACCCUGUGCGGGGUAGCUACCAACAUCAGCAUCACGCAGCAGGGCCAGGUGCCUUGCUCCGCCGAUAAUCUGAGGCCGAUGACAGAUUUUGUCUCGCGUAUCUACUGCAGCGAAUAUGUCUUUUGUGACGGCAACAAGUUCUCGGGAAAGAAAAAGUUGUGCACAAACUACUACGAGUGUCAGCGUAUCGGCAACAAGUGGGAGGCGUUCCUGCGUUCGUGUCCCCCGGGUCUUCUUUACAGCUACUCCAAUGACAAGUGCGAGCCUAAGCCCCUAGAUUCGGAGCUGUGCUAAGAAGAAUCGCUUCGGACUACAGCCAGUUUUUGCUUCCCAAUCAAAACAGCGUAACAGAUGAUCACCGCGCUUACUUAAACAUUCUCUUCUCCACACCAAGUUAAGCUCCUCGCCGCGACAGCUAUCCUUCUCCCACCCACCAGCCCCGCGUUGGAAGAUCUGCAUCACUGAAAAACAAGGUCCAUAUAGAAUCUUGUAUAGGUUAAGGCUGCUCUUAUCUAUGUCAUUCCUCAAAGACUCGUCAGUAGUACACAAGUUAAUGGUUAGUACUGCAAAGAAAUCGGUCUGGCUCUCCCCUGCACUGCACUUGCGAUGUCAGAGUGCACAGCCAGGACAGGACAGCUUGAGUUGGGGACCGUUAGCAUUACACAUAUUCCUUGCCGUGCCCGCGUGGCGCCCCAGUGGUGACGUGUGGUCGGAGAGGGGAACACAACGCAUACUGCACACUAAAUGACUGUGAUGGCCCAUGCUGGCUCUCGCGGGCUCAGCCAUUGGUGCUGGAAGCCGUCCGGUCCAAACCUGUCUCAAAUCUGUUGUAUAAUUAUCCUACCUUACUUAAUGUUUAUUGGUGAUGACGAGCGGAGAUGUGGCGUGUGGAGUGUUGCCUGCAUCCCCUGACUGAUGCAGCAACAGCUCACACGCCUGUAUUUAUUCGCAUAGGUAUUUCAUCCGCGGAAUUUGCUGCUUUCUAGUUUUCCACGUUCCCGGUAGCUGAAUUUAUGAGUAUAAUUUGUAUCAUGCGCUGGAAACAAAUAGGAAGCGGAUAAAGAAUGUGUCUAAAUAUUACAAACGAAAAUAAUUCUCUGAUAGUACAAAUUCGUAGCCUUCCUUCACUCGCGCUCCACCCGGACAGUACAAACAGAAGAGAACAGGAAAUUAAUUAUUCAUAGUGUUGAUAGGGAAUAAAUAAAUGGAAAUAGCUACUACUAGGGUACGGACCGCGGAGAGAGGCGGGUCAGCUUGUACCGACGCCCGAGCCCCGCCAGCCAGCCACCUGGUCACACUGUGCUGUCCUCGUUAGCUAUCAGGACAGCAGAUCACCUUUUUUUUUUUUCAAGAUUGUGAUAGUUUCAUCCAUUCUCUGCCUGCUUAUUACCUCCACGCUUAUUCCUGUGGACGGUAAAUGCAUCUAAAUCAUCUUCAUUAUUACUAUUACUAUUAUUAUUAUUAUUAUUAUUAUUAUUAUUAUUAUUAUUAUCUAAACGUUUCUAGUGUUUGACUGUUGAGGGUAUACGGUGUGUGUACUCGUGUAUCCGAGCAAGUCACCUGUUCUUUCGUUUGUGUAUGUGUUUCGUCUCCAAAAUAUAUUCCUAAGUUA